UUUGGGGCUCAAUGUUGGUAUUUUGGAGGUUUUUACAGUCGCAAGAUGCUUGGUGACUUUUAGAUAUGGACUUGGACUGGAGGAACCCCCAACCCAAUGUGCUCACACCUUGUUUUUGCUCCUCAAAACAGGAUUUCUCCUUCCUUGGCCAGAUGGAGGAGGAGGCUCCAAGGAAGAGGAAGAUGCUGCGGGACACUCAGGCAGGCCCCGAGCUGAGGAUGGAGAGCACGGAGGACAAAUUCCCCCAUCAGAACCUGGUGGGAGAGGCCGUUUUGAACAGCUCCAUGGUGCAGGAAGGCAGCGGGGAGGAAAAGUCCCGGACGUUCCCCAGGAGGAGGGACUCCAAAGCCAGCCCAGGGUGCUUCGAGGAGGAAAGAUUCACCCUGUGCUGGGAAGGCAGCCAGAGCUCGAGCCUGGUGGUCCCUGAGCAGUUUCACACUGAGAAGAAGCCUUACAAGUGUUUGGAAUGUGGGAAGAGCUUCAGAUGGAACUCCCACCUCAUCACCCACCAGCGCAUCCACACUGGGGAACGGCCCUACACCUGUGGGGAAUGUGGGAAGAGCUUCAGGCACAGCUCCCACCUCAUCACCCAUCAGAAUUUCCACAGCGGGGAACGGCCCUACACGUGUGGGGAAUGUGGGAGGAGCUUCAUCCGGAACUCUGACCUGAUCUGCCACCAGAAGAUCCACACUGGGGAACGGCCCUACAAGUGCUUGGAAUGUGGGAAGAGCUUCAGCAAGAGCACUGCCCUCCUCACCCACCAGCACCUGCACACAGGGGAACAGCCCUACACCUGUGGAGAGUGUGGGAAGAGCUUCAGCCAGAGCUCCAACCUCAUCACCCACCAGCGUGUCCACACUGGGGAACGGCCCUACACGUGUGGGGAAUGUGGGAAAAGCUUCAGCCAGAGCUCCAGCCUGACCUGCCACCGAAAGAUCCACACUGGGGAACGGCCCUACAAGUGCUUGGAAUGCGGGAAAAGCUUCAGCAAGAGCUCCCACCUGAUUCGCCACCAGCAGAUCCACACGGGGGAACGGCCCUACAGGUGCUUGGAGUGUGGGAAGAGCUUCAACGUCAGCUCCAACCUGAUCCGCCACCAGCAGAUCCACGUCGGGCAACAGUCCUAAAAGCGUGGGGCAUGUGGGACGACCUUCAGUGAC
Messenger RNA from Neopelma chrysocephalum (saffron-crested tyrant-manakin), 1160 nucleotides. Its product is annotated as zinc finger protein 239-like. The coding region runs from base 66 to 1127 and encodes 353 amino acids. Lineage: Eukaryota; Metazoa; Chordata; Aves; Passeriformes; Pipridae. The record is from RefSeq and is a predicted model, not a curated record. Gene Ontology annotation, biological process: negative regulation of transcription by RNA polymerase II. The transcript has 2 exons. Gene Ontology annotation, molecular function: DNA-binding transcription repressor activity, RNA polymerase II-specific.